This is a messenger RNA of Gossypium raimondii (Peruvian cotton), 1131 nucleotides long. RefSeq lists its product as uncharacterized. Lineage: Eukaryota; Viridiplantae; Streptophyta; Magnoliopsida; Malvales; Malvaceae. The coding region runs from base 6 to 902 and encodes 298 amino acids. The record is from RefSeq and is a predicted model, not a curated record. The transcript has 6 exons.
UAAACAUGUCGUUUGAACCUCAUAACCUGAAGCCAAGACGACGGGGAAAAAAGGAAAAGAAAAGAAAAAUGGCGGAAGACACGUUGUAUCUUCAACUGCACAAGCUUUCAUCUGUAGAGCAAAUUCUUGACCAAAUUUUAACAACACUAUGGAAAACACGAAGGUCCGGUCUUCGCCCGCCCGACAAGUCUCGGUUUCAAUCUCUCCUUUCGCUCCCUUCCCUUCCCGACCUCGACCCUGUAUUGGCAUGCCUUCGAUUGCUUAUCAGGAAAUCUGUACAUGAAAAUUUCAAUGGCGAUGAUCUUUUGAAGCUGUUUCCGCCUGAUUUGUCACUUGAUUUGCAAAGUCUUCUGGUUCUAUUGUUGCAGAAAUAUCAGAGUCAAUGGAAGGAAGAACUAGCAAAAGAACAGCAUCCACAUUCAUUGCCAAGGACCAGUGUUUCCUGUCAGAUAAAGGCAAACACACCACCAUCUUUCACACCAUUGCCAUCUUCUGAUAUUCCAAAUUCCUUGUGGCCUCGUCAAGAUGAUCCUAGUACCAGCACUAAUCUUGGUGAUUUUGGGGCUUCACCAAUCAUUGCUGAUGCAGCUGGUUUUCGCCUGGCUCCCUUGCUAAUGCAACAGGAUGCUGGUCCUCCAGACAAUCUGGAAGUUUUACCCUGGCUUAAGUCAAUGACAUGGACCAUGGAGAAUCUCAACUCAGCGCCAGCCAAUAAAGCUGCUAUUAUCCAUCUUAAGCUUCAAGAUUAUAUCAAGUCUCCUUCAGGAGAGAGGGAAGUGAAAUUUCAGCUGACUAAAGACACACUUGAAGCUCUGUUGAGAUCAUUGACUUACAUCAGCGAACAACUUUCAACCAUGACUGGGACUUCCUCAGAGCCGGCACAGAAAAAGCAAAAGCAGUAGGACCAUACGGCCAUAGUUCAUUUCUUGUCUCUUUGUUUUCUGUACUGACAUUAUAUAUAGAUUCAUUUUGGAGUUAUCCACUAAGGUUUGCAUAGCGUAGAUAUCGAACUGAUUUCUAAGUGCAUGUUCAACAGAAUGGGGUAGAAUUCCUCUUAGCAUGCUUUUGUUUGAUUGUUGACUGUCUCAAUGUAAAUACUUGUUAAAAUUUCAUGCUCUGUUGAUCCGACCA